AUGCUUUCUUUGCAAAGGCCAUUAGCGAAAUGGCUUUUGUCGCCGAAAACAUUCUUUAAAAACCGGCAAUAUCGCUAUAAUUCUAAUUUAUCGAUUUCAAAAGAAGUGUCUUCAGCUUUGAAAAAUGGCUUACCAGUAGUUGCAUUAGAGUCCACAAUCAUCACUCAUGGCAUGCCGUAUAGAAAGAAUUUCGAAAUGGCCCUACAUGUUGAAAAUGUUGUCCGUGAAGCAGGUGCAGUACCAGCUACAAUCGCAAUCCUUAAUGGGAAAUGUCAUGUCGGACUGGACGAAGCAGAGCUGGAAACAUUGGCUCAAAAUGGUCACAGUUGUUCCAAGGUUUCCAGAAGGGAUCUCGCUUACUCCAUGUCUCAGAAGUUGAACGGAGGAACUACUGUAGCCUCAACCAUGAUUUUGGCUGAGCGUGCAGGUAUUGAUGUAUUCGCAACAGGCGGUAUUGGAGGCGUUCAUCGGGGUGCAGAAUCAUCAAUGGACGUAUCUGCAGAUUUAAUUGAACUUGGUAAAACACGUGUGGCAGUUGUUUGCGCCGGUGCCAAGAGUAUAUUGGAUAUUGGCAGAACAUUAGAAGUCUUAGAGACUCAAGGUGUCCCUGUCAUAACCCUCGGCAAGAAGAACACGCCUUUCCCAGCUUUUUAUGCCAACAAUUCUCCCUACAAAAGCCCGAUGACAUUACCAAGUGAAAAUGAUAUAGCUGAUUUGCUAUUCAAAGGCAUGAGCUUAGGCUUACGGAACGGCACUCUUAUUGCAGUGCCUACGCCUUCCCACCUCGCUCAGGACUAUAAUGAGAUUGAGAAAGUAAUACAACUUGCCAUCAAUGAAUGCGAAGCAUUGGGAAUUAGCGGUAAAGAUGUUACUCCCUGGAUGUUGCAAAAAGUUCUUGAUCUGACGAAGGGGAAAAGUCUCGAAACAAACAUUGGACUUGUUUAUAACAACGCUAGAGUUGCUGCAAACAUUGCAGUAUCAUUAGCAAACCUUAAACAGGAAGCUCAUUCUUUCCCUGCUGCUAUGCGAAUCCCAAUCGUCAAGUUGAGUGAGAAAGGCACUAAGAAGCAACAAAAGUCACCUGAACCACAAAAUUCAAAUGAGAUUGUUUGUUUAGGAAGCGUGUCUCUUGACACUAAUGCAACGUUACUUAGUGUUUCAAAAGACGAUUUAGUUUUGGGUACUUCUCAUCCAAGUUCAACAACGGAAGCAAUAGGAGGUGUGGCUCACAACAUUGCCAGAGCUGCUUCGCUAGUAGAUGCAAAUGUUAAACUUGUCUCUUGCAUCGGAGAUGAUGUUCAGGGACAUCAGAUCGCUAACCUGCUCAAUUCCGAGAAUUUGCAAUUCAAACUCGUACAAAAACAGAACAGCAAGUCUUGUUGCUACACAGCUAUUAAUGAUCGCGAAGGCAGUCUUAUACUCGCAGCAGCAGACAUGCGAAUUAUUGAAGAUAUGACAUAUUCAGAUAUUCAUGAUGACAUUCAAGCUGCAAAAAUAAUCUGCAUGGACGGAAAUAUUUCUGAGAGUUUGAUUUCUGACGUCGUUAAGAAUAAGAAGGAAAAUCAACUGUUAUGUUAUGAGCCUACAAGUGUGCCAAAGUCACUUAAGAUCUUACCAUCUCUUCAAAGCGGAAACAUAGAUAUAAUUACACCUAACCUUCUUGAACUUGAUGCCAUCUACUCAGCUGUAGAGAAAACGAGCUUGUUUGACACGGACUCCUGGUGGAGUCGUUUGAACAUGUUUGGUAUUACUAGUGACUUUUCCGAAAAGCUUAGCAACUAUGUCACGAAAUUGGGUCUUCCUAAUCUUACAAAUCAUGGCACUAUCCAAAAGUGUAUUAAACUUCUUCCUUUCUUGCCGACCAUUUUAUUAAAGUUGGGGUCAUCCGGUAUUCUUCUUUUUUCUAGAAGUGCAUUUAUGGAUUUGUACCGGUCUCCUAACUCUCUUGUUACCCCCGGAAAUGUUGUGAUUAAGUAUUAUCCUACACCCAAGCUUAUUACCGAUGCGGUGAAUAGCAGUGGUACAGGUGAUACAUUUGUUGGAGUUUGCCUAUCUUUACUAAUGAAGAAUGUCCGUGUGGAUAAAGCAAUUCAAACAGCUCAGGAAGCUGCUGGACUUUCACUUAUGAGUCAUUCCUGCGUCAAUCCAGAGAUCGCAAGUCUUACUUAUGAAUAG
Messenger RNA from Schizosaccharomyces japonicus yFS275, 2175 nucleotides. Its product is annotated as carbohydrate kinase. The coding region runs from base 1 to 2175 and encodes 724 amino acids. Gene Ontology annotation, molecular function: pseudouridylate synthase activity. Gene Ontology annotation, biological process: pseudouridine synthesis. The transcript has 2 exons. Lineage: Eukaryota; Fungi; Ascomycota; Schizosaccharomycetes; Schizosaccharomycetales; Schizosaccharomycetaceae. The record is from RefSeq and is a predicted model, not a curated record.